This is a messenger RNA of Harmonia axyridis, 1070 nucleotides long. RefSeq lists its product as uncharacterized. The record is from RefSeq and is a predicted model, not a curated record. The coding region runs from base 86 to 949 and encodes 287 amino acids. NCBI's taxonomy places the organism in Eukaryota, Metazoa, Arthropoda, Insecta, Coleoptera, Coccinellidae. The transcript has a single exon.
UCCUAUUUCAGUUAAAUCUUUGGGUUAUGAAUGUUAUGAUUUACGAAUUUGAAUUGAAACCUGUUGUUUUAUUUUCAUUGAAGAAAUGGCUAGUUUUGCUGAAAUCCACCAAAGCACUACUUUUAAUUCUGGAUACCCAAUAUUUGAGCAGGGUACUAUUGGAAUUGACGAAGAACAUAUUUUUAAAAUUGAAUAUGGCAAAUAUGUUGAAAAUAAGAUUGUAUUUGAGUGCUUAUUGAAUUGUAUAGAUGAUUUAGAUCCGGAAGUUGGAAACAAACUAGAAGAUAUCAUAAAUGAUAUCAAGCUGAAACAAUAUUUAAAGUUGGAAAAUCAGAAUUUGUUGGGAUUAACAGUAAAGAAUAGAGAACUUUCCUAUCAAGAAGCAGAUCUUUUAAAAUCUGUUUUGCGGAAGAAAUUAUUGGAGAAAAAAAAAAAAGUAUUCCAAGAAUUCAAAAAAAUUACUUCUAAAGAUUUAGAUUUAAUCCUGAAACAAUUGAAGCCUUCACCAACUUUACCAAUAGUUAUUGAAUAUAAAGAUAAAUUAUUUAAAGAACAAGAAUUAUUCAUGAUUAAUGUGAAAAGAAGAAAUAAAAUAUUAGACGAAAUGUUGGAUAUUCGUUUAAGGAAAGUUCCUACAAUGUGUAAUCAAACUAUUGGAUAUUGUAAAGCUAUAAUAGAAAGUAAUUCCCUAAAAACUAAGCUUGCAGAAUAUAAAAUGAAGUUGGAUGUUUUCAAGGAAAUCCCCAAAGCAAUUGAAGCUUAUCAGGUGUUGCUGAAAGAUAUUAAGCAGCAGCAAGAAGAAUGUGAGUUGAGCAUUGAGAAGAUGAAAGAUUUAAAAAUAAAGUAUGAAAAUGUGAAAGGAAGGGAAUAUGAUGAAAUUUUAAGAUCAUACUUGAUGUAUAAACAUUCAAUUGAAGACAUGAAUAAAAUAUAUGGAAAUAUUAAGUGAUAACCCUCUUUCAUUAGUAUGAAGGUUUUGUUAUGUAUUAUGAUUUGAGGUUCAGAAUUAUACAUAUUAUUUCAAUUCGGAUGAAAAUAUUGAUAUUGUUCAAUAAAGGUCUAUUAUUUCA